Messenger RNA from Heterobasidion irregulare TC 32-1, 2839 nucleotides. RefSeq lists its product as uncharacterized. NCBI's taxonomy places the organism in Eukaryota, Fungi, Basidiomycota, Agaricomycetes, Russulales, Bondarzewiaceae. Bases 1 to 2742 code for a protein of 913 amino acids. The record is from RefSeq and is a predicted model, not a curated record. Gene Ontology annotation, cellular component: nucleus; MCM complex. Gene Ontology annotation, molecular function: single-stranded DNA binding; ATP binding; single-stranded DNA helicase activity. Gene Ontology annotation, biological process: DNA strand elongation involved in DNA replication; mitotic DNA replication initiation; DNA replication. The transcript is spliced from 7 exons.
AUGUCGUCUCCACCACCUAUGGAUUUUGCUACCUCAGAUCUUGAAGAUUCCGAAAUGCAGGAUGUCGCUGCGGGGAAAUCGAUGUCCCAGGCGCCCCCAGCGGAUCCUUUGUUCUUACUAUCUCCUGCAGGCACCCCAGCACGGCCAACACGCAACAGCAGUGCCCUCAACACACCUAUGCGCGGGAUCGUAGCUAGGAGAGCCAACAGGCGUGGAGAUAUCCAUUCGUCGCUCAGCCUCACGCCUAGUCGCCCGCCCGCUGCCCGACCGCGCACUAACAAUCUAAAUAACAACCUGUCCUCUGACGCGGAGCAUCUAUCAAUGCCACCUUCCUCUGCUCCUCAACUCUCUGCACCUGCGAUGCCCUCCGAAGAGCCUGACGAGAUCCGUGCUAUUUGGGGAACGACAGUUAAUUUAGCAGACACGAUGAAGACCUUCCGCGAUUUCUUGAAAGGGUUCAAACCCAAGUACCGUAUCGCGUAUAACCGGGAGAACGGUAUGAGAACGAAGACCUCUCUUGCGCCUGCAGAAGUCGAGGUGGUGUUAUACGAGACAUACAUGCGCCGGAUGCGACAGACCGGCGAAACCAACCUGAACCUGGAUAUGGUCAAUUUACUGGCAUACCCGCCAAGUCGUAAACUGCAUGGACAACUGGUGAAAUAUCCCCAGGAGGUGGUGCCUGCAAUGGACCAGGUAUUGAAGGAUCUGAUGUUAGAGACAGCAGAAGACGACCAACAGGCAGGGGUGGAGGGGAUGGCAGGGGAUGAAGGCGAGGAGGAGAUCGCGGAAAUUAUGGGCAGGGUGUACAAAGUGAGGCCAUUUGGCUUGCCAUCCGUCAACAUGCGAGAGCUGAAUCCUAGCGACACGGACAAACUCGUGUGCAUCAAGGGUCUAGUCAUUCGUGCUACGCCAGUCAUUCCUGACAUGAAAGUUGCCUUCUUCCGCUGCCUCACAUGUUCGCAUACAGUCCAGGUUGAAAUCGACCGAGGAAAGAUCGAUGAGCCCGCACAGUGCCCUCGGGACGUAUGUGCGUCGCCGGGAACGAUGUCUCUGGUACAUAACCGUUGCGAGUUUGCAGAUCGGCAGGUGAUUCGCCUGCAAGAAACGCCUGACGCGGUGCCAGAUGGCCAAACUCCGCACACGGUAUCGCUGAGUGUAUAUGACGAGCUGGUGGAUGUAUCAAAGCCUGGUGAUCGCCUCAAUGUCACUGGCAUCUUCCGGAGUGUUCCAGUCCGAAUCAAUUCGCGACAGCGCACUAUCAAGAGUUUGUUCAAAACAUUCUUGGACGUCGUGCAUAUGCGUCUAGGACACGAUGGGAGACUUGGUUUCGAUGAAUCUACUCGUCCUGCGGGAGGCGAUCGCGUGCCCGGUGUAGGUGGUGUGGGCGGAACCGAGGAAGAAGAGGAGCGGGAGGGCCGAAUCACGCUCAAGGCCGAGAUGAAGGAAAAGUUAAAAGAGCUCAGCGAGAGGCCAGACAUAUACGAGAUUCUGUCGAGGUCAUUGGCUCCUUCAGUUUGGUCCAUGGACGAUGUGAAAAAGGGAAUUCUCUUGCAACUAUUUGGUGGCACUAACAAGAGCAUUGCGCGAGGUGGUGGUGGCGGUGGGCCCAGAUAUCGCGGAGAUAUCAACGUCUUGCUUGUCGGUGACCCUGGUACAAGUAAAUCUCAAAUAUUACAGUACGUGCAUAAGCUGGCACCUCGUGGGGUAUACACGUCCGGGAAGGGCUCUUCCGCUGUCGGCUUGACUGCGUAUGUCACGAGGGAUCCUGAUUCGAAGCAGCUUGUGUUGGAAAGUGGUGCUCUCGUACUGAGUGAUGGCGGCGUUUGUUGUAUUGAUGAGUUCGACAAGAUGUCCGAUGCUACUCGUAGCGUAUUGCAUGAAGUCAUGGAACAACAAACGGUCUCCAUUGCGAAGGCUGGAAUCAUUACCACGCUCAAUGCUAGGACAUCUAUCCUAGCAGCAGCCAAUCCGGUUGGGUCUAAAUAUGAUGUGAAUCUGCCCAUCACACGCAACAUUGAUCUCCCUCCGACUCUGAUCUCGCGGUUCGACUUGCUGUAUCUGGUACUCGAUCAAGUAGACGAGACCCUCGAUCGAAGGUUGGCUCAACAUCUUGUGGGUCUGUAUCUCGAGGAUGUCCCAGAAACCGGCGGGCAGGAUAUUUUGCCUCUAGACAUCCUUGCAGCGUAUAUCACAUACGCACGCUCUCGAAUUAGCCCUGCCAUCUCUGAGGAAGCAUCAGAAGAGCUGGUCCGCUCCUACGUCAAGCUUCGAAGUGUUGGCGAAGACCCGCGAGGCGCAGAGAAGCGUAUCACUGCGACCACACGACAGCUGGAAAGUAUGAUUCGCCUCUCUGAAGCGCAUGCACGCAUGCGUUUCUCUUCGCUGGUCAUCCUCGAGGACGUGCAGGAGGCAUACCGCCUCAUGCGCGACGCGAUCCGCACGUCUGCUCUUGAUCCUACGACAGGCAAGAUCGACAUGGGCAUGCUCAGCACGGGCACCGGACAGCAGCAGCGGAAGAUGCGCGAGGACAUGCGGAAGGAGGUGCUCGCCUUACUCGGGGCUGUCCCAACGAUCCGCGGGAUCAAAUGGGCAGAUGCCAUGCAGCAGCUGAGCAGUCAGAGUAGCAUUCGGGUUGACGCAGCAGAGUUCAAGGAAGUCAUCAGUCGCAUGGAGGCAGAGGGGUUGGUCAAGGUCGUUGGGGAGCGAGACAGGAGGACGAUCAGAAAGGUAGAAGGGGCGUGAGGCUGUGAUAAUUGUAUCGAUUGGGUGUAUUGCUUCUUGUAUCGUGCCUUACUCUGUCAUCGUACGUAUCGCUCAAGUGUAUCAUGUAGACCCGCUG